This is a messenger RNA of Mauremys reevesii (Reeves's turtle), 3706 nucleotides long. It is a transcript of the gene TAOK3, whose product is annotated as TAO kinase 3. Lineage: Eukaryota; Metazoa; Chordata; Testudines; Geoemydidae. The coding region runs from base 498 to 3194 and encodes 898 amino acids. Gene Ontology annotation, biological process: protein phosphorylation; execution phase of apoptosis. The transcript is spliced from 21 exons. The record is from RefSeq and is a predicted model, not a curated record. Gene Ontology annotation, molecular function: protein kinase activity; ATP binding.
GCCAUUAUCCAAGUCAUUAAUGAAAAUGAUGAAUAGUACCAGACCGUGGACUGACUCUUGCAGGACCUCACUGGAUAUAUCCUCCCAGUUUGACAGCGAACCAUUGAUAACUACUCUUUGAGUAUGGUUUUUCUACCAGUUGUGUACUCCCUUCAUAGUAAUUUUAUCUAGAACUCAUUCCCUAGUUUGCUUACGAGAAUGUCACAUGGGACUGUCAAAAGCCUUACUAAAAUCGAGAUCUAUCCCACCUGCUACUUCUCCCCAACCACUUGUCCAGUAUCCAUGUUAAAGAAGGAAAUAAGGAAAACCGAGUGCACAGAACUUGGGGAGACAACAGGAGAACACACAUAAAGAUGCUGCUGAAAUGCGUCUGAGCCAUAGAUUGUGGUUUGUGCCACAGUUAAACAGGUGCUGUGUUAUCUGCAAACUACUUUGUCAAUGAGGGAAGAAACUGAUUGGGAAUUUAAAGCGCGAACUAGGUCAUAAUACUGUUCAACAUGCCCAAAGGGGUGCCGAAGGACCCAGAGAUAGCUGACCUGUUCUACAAAGAUGAUCCUGAGGAAAUAUUUGUGGGUUUACAUGAAAUUGGACAUGGAAGUUUCGGAGCAGUUUACUUUGCCACACAUUCCCACAGUAAUGAAGUGGUGGCAGUCAAGAAAAUGUCCUACAGUGGGAAGCAAACGAACGAGAAAUGGCAGGAUAUCAUCAAGGAAGUCAAGUUCCUGCAGCAGCUGAAGCACCCCAACACCAUAGAGUACAAGGGCUGUUACUUGAAAGAACACACUGCCUGGUUGGUGAUGGAAUACUGCCUAGGAUCGGCUUCUGAUUUGCUAGAAGUUCACAAGAAACCACUUCAGGAAGUGGAGAUUGCUGCCAUUACCCAUGGUGCCUUGCAGGGGCUGGCCUACCUGCAUUCUCAUGCUAAGAUUCAUAGGGAUAUUAAAGCUGGAAAUAUUCUCCUAACGGAACCAGGUCAGGUGAAACUAGCUGAUUUUGGGUCUGCGUCUAUAGUCUCUCCUGCCAACUCCUUUGUGGGGACACCUUACUGGAUGGCCCCAGAGGUGAUCUUGGCUAUGGACGAAGGACAGUAUGAUGGGAAGGUAGACGUUUGGUCUCUUGGGAUCACGUGCAUUGAGUUAGCUGAACGGAAGCCUCCCCUUUUCAACAUGAAUGCAAUGAGUGCCUUAUAUCACAUAGCCCAGAAUGACUCCCCUACGUUACAGUCAAAUGAAUGGACGGACUCCUUUAGGGGAUUUGUUGAUUACUGCUUGCAGAAAAUACCUCAGGAAAGGCCAUCGUCAGCAGACCUGUUGCGGCACGACUUUGUUCGCCGAGACCGGCCGCCCCGGGUCCUAAUUGACCUAAUACAAAGGACGAAAGAUGCUGUACGCGAGCUGGAUAACCUUCAGUACCGGAAAAUGAAGAAAAUCCUUUUCCAGGAGACGCGGAAUGGGCCACUGACGGAGUCUCUGGAGGAGGAGGAGGACGGUGAGCAUGGAUCAAACCUGAAUCGGAAGAUGGACAGUCUGGGCAGCAACCAUUCCAUCCCAAGUAUGUCUGUGAGCACAGGCAGUCAGAGCAGCAGCGUGAACAGCAUGCAGGAGGUCAUGGAUGAGAGCAGCCCUGAACUGGUCAUGAUGCAUAAUGAUGAGAGCACAAUUAAUUCCACAUCCUCUGUGGUGCACAAGAAGGAUCAUGUAUUUAUAAGGGAUGAGGUGGGCCACAGGGAUCACAGGCCUGAGCCGCGGCCUACCCAGUCAGUCCAGAAUCAGGCCCUCCACUACCGGAACCGAGAGCGCUUUGCCACAAUCAAAUCAGCAUCUUUGGUUACAAGACAGAUCCAUGAGCAUGAGCAGGAGAACGAGUUGCGGGAACAGAUGUCAGGUUAUAAGCGGAUGCGGCGCCAGCACCAGAAGCAGCUGAUCGCCCUGGAGAACAAGUUGAAGGCCGAGAUGGACGAGCACCGCCUCAAGCUGCAGAAGGAGGUGGAGACCCAUGCCAACAACUCGUCCAUUGAGCUGGAGAAGCUGGCCAAGAAGCAAGUGGCUAUCAUGGAGAAGGAGGCAAAGGCGACUGCAGCAGAUGAGAAGAAAUUCCAGCAACAGAUUUUGGCUCAGCAGAAGAAAGACCUGGCGACCUUUUUAGAAAGUCAGAAGAAGCAGUACAAGCUUUGCAAGGAAAAGAUUAAAGAGGAGAUGAAUGAGGACCACAGCACACCGAAAAAAGAGAAGCAAGAGCGAAUCUCCAAACACAAAGAGAAUCUGCAGCACACGCAGGCCGAAGAGGAGGCCCAUCUACUCAGCCACCAGAGGCUCUACUACGACAAAAACUGCCGCUUCUUCAGGCGAAAAACCAUGAUUAAGAGGCACGAGAUGGAGCAGCAGAACAUUCGGGAGGAACUAAACAAAAAGCGGACCCAGAAAGAAAUGGAGCACGCCAUGCUGAUCCGGCACGACGAGUCGACGCGCGAGCUGGAGUACAGGCAGCUGCAUACGCUGCAGAAGCUGCGGAUGGACCUGAUCCGUCUGCAGCACCAGACUGAGCUCGAGAACCAGCUGGAGUACAACAAGCGGAGGGAGAGAGAGCUGCACAGGAAACACUUCAUGGAGCUCCGGCAGCAGCCAAAAAACCUGAAGGCCAUGGAAAUGCAGAUCAAGAAGCAGUUCCAGGACACGUGCAAAGUGCAGACGAAGCAGUAUAAGGCGCUCAAGAAUCACCAGCUGGAAGUUACUCCAAAGAGCGAGCACAAAACAAUCCUGAAGAGUCUGAAAGAUGAGCAGACGAGGAAGCUCGCCAUCCUGGCAGAGCAGUACGAGCAGAGCAUCAAUGAGAUGAUGGCUUCACAAGCCCUACGGCUGGAUGAGGCUCAAGAAGCAGAAUGCCAAGCCCUGAGGCUGCAGCUCCAGCAGGAGAUGGAGCUGUUGAACGCAUACCAGAGCAAAAUCAAGAUGCAGACGGAAGCACAGCAUGAACGAGAGCUCCAGAAGCUGGAGCAGAGGGUGUCUCUGCGCAGGGCCCAUCUUGAACAAAAGAUUGAAGAGGAGCUGGCUGCCCUCCAGAAGGAACGCAGCGAGAGGAUAAAGUUUCUGUUGGAAAGGCAAGAGCGAGAGAUUGAAACGUUUGACAUGGAGAGUCUGCGACUGGGCUUUGGGAAUUCGGUCACAUUAGAUUAUCCCAAGGAGGACUAUAGAUGAGAUUAAAUUUCUUUUGCCAUUUUCAAAAAAGCAAACAAAAAAAAAUUACGAAAAACCAACAUUCCCCAUGUUAACGGGCGCGCUCUCUCUCUUUCUGUCUCUUACUGACAUUGUGUCGGACUAGUGCCUGUACGUUCUUACUGUCAGGGCCCCUUCCCCUGCGUCAAGUGCCAGUGCUGGACAGCUCCUGGCGGUCUCUUUUCGUAGUACGUCACAGUAUUGGUGUCUCUGUGCAAUGAUGACAAAUGUUUCAGUGAAAGCUUUGGAGACAGUUUUAACGAAUCAAACAAAAGUGGAUGUCUGUUGCUUUUGAGCAAUCACUCAUUUUACCACCAAUCAAUGAAAGUACAAGCAAAAAAAAAAAACCCCAACCCUAUAUAUGAAAACCCAGGGGGAGAGAGACGAAAUCCGCAGCCUUACCUUAACUAGCUGCUGCAUAAUUUUAUUUUAUUUUUAUUUUUUUUUGGUAUUUAUUCAUCAGGAAUAAAAAAAAUAAAAAAUUUAUUAAAGAU